Molecule: messenger RNA, 411 nt
Organism: Alternaria viburni
Lineage: Eukaryota; Fungi; Ascomycota; Dothideomycetes; Pleosporales; Pleosporaceae
Exons: 2
Coding region: 1-411 (136 amino acids)
Source: RefSeq, a predicted model, not a curated record
AUGUCCAGUAGCAUCACAGACCUCGAGUUCCAGACCUUCUACGUCGUAACCAAGCUUCUCGACGCCGUCUAUCCAAAUGGCAAAUUGUACGUUUCCCACGGCUUGAGCACUGACAGGGAUUCUUACCGGUAUCGUGCCGCUGUAGUAGAGUCAAAGAUAGAGUCUUCGGGUAGUGUCAAGAGACGACUACUCUCGCAGGUCGAAACAGCCAAAACUCGGAUUGGUGUUCUAGAAGCCGUGCGGAAGAGGCUUGAGGAAAUCGCGUCCUGGAGACUCGACGUGAUCAUAAGCGACAAGGAAAGAGAUGACGUGGAAGAAAACGAACGGAAGAGGAAGAACUUGCGUAUGAAGAAGCUAGGAGGAGAGCGGAGAGUGGAACAGGGCUGGUCUCAGCUGCAGGAGAAGCUUUGA